UCUGGUGAAUUCACAUUGCUAAGUAUACGCAUGCAGCAUGCGAGCUUGAAUUAGAAAUUUGAUUAUUUUUCAAGAACACGUAAUAGUGUAAGAUCAGAAAAAUGACGAAAAUUAGAAAGGUAAAACGUAGAAAGAAAUAUCGUAUGAAUGUAAAUCGUAAACGAUUGCGAAAUAAACUGUCCAAGUUACCGACAAUAAAGUGUCCUCAAGUAAAAGAAUCGUGGGAGGCAAUAAAAUCUACGCGAACUAAUUUAAACCAAAUGGGAUUGGCAUAUGAUCCAAAUGAUGCUUUGAAGAUACCAAACUCAAAGAGAGAGCAUAUUGAAAAAGUUUUAAAACAGAAAGAUGACAAUGUUGAUGAGAAAUUACAAACUGAAGAGGAAGAUGUUGAAAUGACACCUAUAAAGGUACAUGUGGCACAACAACUCGAGGCAGAGGCAAAGGCACCGAGAAAAAGGAAGUUUAUGCUACCAAAUAGUCAGGUGUAUUUCCUUACUUACUUAAUGGAUAAGUACGGAGAAGAGUACAAGGCUAUGGCACUAGAUAAGAAAAAUUAUUAUCAAUACACAUGGAAGCAAAUACGUGCUAAAAUUAAAAUAUUCAAAGGCAUCCCUGAACAAUACAAUAAAUACCUUGAAAGCAAAAAUAAAAGUAACAUUAAUUAAUUUCUUAUACCGUUUAGAACAAAUAUAUUCCAUUUUUGAUACAAAUUUGUAUAUAAAGUAUUGCAGUAUAAAAUGAAUAUAUUAAUUAAUGCUUUUAUUUAGGUAAGUACAAAAACAGACAAGGCAAAAUAAUACUUAUUGUAUAAAACCACUGAUUUCUUUUAUAUCAUAUAUAUAUAUUAUGUGUAAUACUAUACAUUAUGAAUGAAUAAAAUAGAUUUAUGUUCCUAAA
This is a messenger RNA of Bombus terrestris (buff-tailed bumblebee), 897 nucleotides long. RefSeq names its product nucleolar protein 16. The transcript has 3 exons. Gene Ontology annotation, biological process: ribosomal large subunit biogenesis. Lineage: Eukaryota; Metazoa; Arthropoda; Insecta; Hymenoptera; Apidae. Gene Ontology annotation, cellular component: nucleolus. The record is from RefSeq and is a predicted model, not a curated record. The coding region runs from base 102 to 665 and encodes 187 amino acids.